UUCCUUUGCCUAAGGCUGCAGAACCCUAGUCUCACUUCUACAGGAACAUUUCCUUAUUUGAGAUUUGUUGUAAGUGCCAGCUCCCAACUGGGACUGACUUCUGAGAAUGACACAUAACUACAACAUUUGAUGUAGAAAAUGCAGCUUAAUCACAAGGGACUUGUGAGGGCAGGAUGCAUUUUAUAUUGGACUGCGGGUUAAACUGGGCUAGGAGCUGUGAUAGUUGCAAACCUAGGGACAAUAGUAGAAUGCAAACAGACAAAGGAAGGCAUGAAAAUAUGAGAAUAGGAGAAAGUUAAAUAAGAAAGGUAAAAAGACAAAAAGAAAACCCUAAAAAUAUCUUUAAAAGCAAGGCUAUCAGCUGGGAAUUGGUUAAGGGGAAGGAAGGAUGCAACUUCCUUUUCAGUUGUUAGGUUCUCUUUUUUUUUUUUUUUUUAUGUCUCAGAAGUUUUCAUAGUGCCAGGGCUGAUUUUCUGGGCUAAGAAACUGAAGACCCAUAUGGAGCAUUUCUGAGCUCCCAGGAAUUCUGAGGUUAUUGCCAGUGUUUCCAGUGUUUAACACAGCCUUCUUUUAUGGGCAGAGGGUGAAUGAGCUGAUGGGAAAGCCUCAGUAACCUAUUGGUGUCACCCCCUGGAAACAAGGACCUAAAAGGACCACAUCUUAUGUGGCAAAACUAAGGACAGGGUCAGUGAUCACACUGUGAUUAAAUGGCAUCAGAAGUCACCUAUGCUGAGGUGAAGUUCAAGAAUGCAUCACUGGCUGCAGUGGUUGAAGCACCUCCUGAGACGAAGAAGUGUGAGCACCACCCCCAGAAAUACCCACCAUGGCUCCCAUGGCUGAUCUCACUGUUGCUCCUCUUGACAUGCAUUGCCCUUGUUGUUGUUCUCCUUGUGGCUCCCUUCUCCCACAGCAGUGACCAGCCCACAGCCCUGCAGGAGAAAUUCACGGCGUGGGAUUGCAACUCAGCGGUGUCAGAAAACAAAGGCCGAGGCUGGAUGUGCUGCCCGAAGGGCUGGAGAAGGUUUCAAAACAGCUGCUAUUUUGUGUCCCUUGAUAUGAUGUCCUGGGCUGAGAGUGAGCAGAACUGCACUGGGAUGGGCUCCCACCUGGUGGUGAUCAACAGUGAGGAAGAGCAGGUUUUCCUCUCUGAACAGAUAAAACCAAUUCUAAAAGCAGAAAAUUUCUACAUCGGUCUGAGAGCAGAGAUUGUGGAUCAGUGGCAGUGGGUGGACAAGACUCCCUAUAAUGUAACAGCAGCGUUCUGGCGAAGAAAUGAACCAAGUGAAGGUGAUCAUGAGAAGUGUGUUGUAAUGCAUAGGUAUUCGGAAAUACCCAACAACUGGAAUAAUGUCAGAUGUUCGAAGUUUUCUUGGAUUUGUGAAGCUGCUGCCGUAACUCUGUGAUGGAAAUACCCCCAUCCUUAGUAAAAGUGGGAGAUGAGCAGUGAGCUGAGACCGGCACAGGGCUGUGCUGGAGGGGUGGGGAGCCCUGAAGCCUGCAUCUUCACUGUGCUGCGUGGGAUAAUGGAAGUGGAAGUGAUACGACCCUUUGUCCAGCAUCCCCAGUGCAUCAAGGGGCUGAGGGAACACUUAAAGGCUGAGGGUCAUCAAAGCUGGUCCCGUGUUCUUGUGUCCUCUUCUCUCUGAGUGGGUCCAGAGGCCACUGGCAGAAAAGACAUGGAAUUCUUCAGGAAGAAGACACAGGAAUGGAAGACAGAUGUCCUGAGCUGCAUUUUCUUUCUCUCCUUCAACAGAAGUCUCUGCUUUCUGUUGAGUCACACGCAGAAUGUCCUCCAGUUGCACUGGUUUUGUUGAACAAGUUCUGAAAUUUAUGCAAGAGAAAAUACAGUAUUAGACCAACAAAAAAGUCU
Molecule: messenger RNA, 1870 nt
Organism: Lepidothrix coronata (blue-crowned manakin)
Lineage: Eukaryota; Metazoa; Chordata; Aves; Passeriformes; Pipridae
Product: C-type lectin domain family 4 member A-like
Exons: 6
Coding region: 708-1403 (231 amino acids)
Source: RefSeq, a predicted model, not a curated record